This is a messenger RNA of Cherax quadricarinatus, 10713 nucleotides long. Lineage: Eukaryota; Metazoa; Arthropoda; Malacostraca; Decapoda; Parastacidae. The record is from RefSeq and is a predicted model, not a curated record.
UGCAGUAAUAGUGGCAGAUUUUGAGAAUGUGACAUUUUUGUGACAUGCUCUUAUUACAGUAAUUUGCAACAUAUUGAUUAAUUUGGAGAUUAUAAUUGAAAGUGGACUCUGUAUUAUUGGCAUGUACUUUGGUAUAUGUUGCUAUGCAAACAUCUCUGAAAAUAAGCCAAAGACAAUAUCAGGUUGCAACCAGUGAAUACCCUUUCAACUGAAGAUGUGUGUCGUUUGUACCUGAGGAGUCUAGAAGCAGAAGUGAUUCGAGGAUGUCUUCCUUUCUGAGGUGCUGCUUUCGACAUGAGCGCCUCUCAGAAGUGGUGGAGGCUGUGGCAGUCAAGUGCCCAGAUGCGGCAUGUUGUUGUGGGUGCUGUUCAGCAUUCCGGCCACGCUACAAGAGGCUGGUGGACAACAUCUUUCCUGCCAUUCCUGAGGAUGGGUUAGUCAAGUCAAACAUGGACAAGCUUAUGUGGUAUGCGAUGAACUCGCCGGACAAAUUAGAUCGCAUAGGCGACUACCUAGCACAUCGUUUGUAUCGGGAUAUUAACAGAAGAAAGAUGGGCUAUGUGAUCAUUUCUAUGGAUGCUCUUGACCAGCUACUGGUGUCAUGUCAUGCCAAUACUCUUAACCUCUUUGUGGAGUCAUUUUUACAAAUGGUCCAGAAGCUACUAGAGUCUGUCGAACCAACGCUGCAACUCCGUGCUACUCAGUCAUUUGAGAAAUUUGCAAAUAUUCGAGAGGAUACACCCUCUUACCAUCGUCGAUAUGAUUUUCUUGUCAGUAAGUUCUCCUCUAUGUGCUACUCAAACGAAGAUGAUGAAGUUACUAGAAAACAGUUACGAACUGCUGGAAUUAAGGGUCUUCAGGGUGUGGUGCGUAAGACAGACUGGGAUAACCUCGGAGAAAAUAUCUGGCUUCCCACGCACAUGGAAAAGAUUGUUCCCUCACUCCUUUAUAAUAUGCAGGGAAAUAAAUCAUAUAUUGAGGGCAUGACACAAACUGGAGAUGCACCUGAGAACCACCAGACUGAGGGUGAAAAAGAACCUCAUGAACUGGCAGAGAUGUGUCUCAGGGAACUGGUCUCUCGUGCUACUCACGGCAAGAUACAUAGUGUGGUCAAGCCACUUCUCAUACAUUUGGACCAGGAAGGGUUGUGGGUUAGCAACUGCUUUGCUGUCCAGGUGUUCAAGAUUCUUAUGUUCUCCAUACAGGUGCAGUAUAGUAUAACAGUGAUAGAACUGAUCAUGACGCACCUCAACGAAAAGAACUCCGAGCCGGCCCAGAUUCGCACUGGCAUUGCAGAUGUUUUGUCCAAAAUCAUCCCCAUUGCAGCAGGAGAAUGUAUUGGUCCUUCAGUUAUUGACAUUAUCAACUCUCUAUUGGAGCACAUCCGGUCAUCAGUUGUAGGAGGGACGAGCGGAAAGGAAGGCUCAGCGGAGAAGGUCUACCAGGAGACCCUCAUUCAUGCCCUCGGAGAAUAUGCCAAUCACUUGCCAGACUACCAGAAAAUUGACUCUAUGGUGUUCAUUCUGAAUAAGGUUCCCGGUAGUGAUAGAGUGGAUGAUGGAGGGUCAACAAGACCUGAGGCAGAGAUCAAGUUACAACACCUUCUUCUCAAGUCUUUACUCAAGGUUGGUACCAAGUAUACAACAGAGCAGUACUCAAAGACAUUUGCCCAGUCGUUCUUAGUGCGUCUGAUGCGACUGUCGGUGUCGAGCGACCCAGAAGUGCGUCUUACUGUUCAGCAGAUCUUACACACACUCAUUGAUAGACACCAAAAUAUUGAGAAACUCACCAAACCCACUCUGGAGGUGACACGCCUGGGACUCACACUUGGGAAGCCUGUGCGGCAAGAUGUGAACUUCUGGAAGAAGUCUGGCAAUGAACUCUUGUUAUCAAUCCAGGAGAACUGCGAGUUUGCCAACAACACGCUGGCCAACAUAGAGGCACUGUAUGCCACUCUGAUGCUCCUUCUGACAGAGAUCCGCUGUGAUGAUGUCAUAGUUGACAUCCUAAGAGUUCUGUUCCACAUACAGGGGCUGGCACAGGGAGGAGCAGUGAGUGCCGUAGCUGCCAUACAGCUACACACACUGGUUGCCUCAGUCAUGGUGGUUAUCUCUCACCUGGUCACUACUCUAAAGGAACAUGUGUCUGCAGUCAUCAAGCACAGAUCAGACAAGGCCCCACAUCUACUGCCAGAGUUGUUGUCUCACUAUGAUUCCAGCUUGCUUCACAGCAGCUUACCACAGGAACUGCUCUUUGACAAUGCCAAAGUUCUGGAUCUUCUCACAGGCACCAAUCUGGAUGAGAAGCGUCUAAAUGCCAGCGUCUCAAGCAUCAUGCGGCGGCAAUCCACCGCACAACACACCUCUUCUGCCAUGGAUAUCAACUCAAUCAGUGUCGAGGUGGACAGUGCUUGUUCCUCUCCAGGACUUCCCAGGCGGUCACUGGAAGAAGAAAUCACUUUUGAGUCUCUGAAAAAGGUGCUAACUGAGAGUCCAGAGCAGAAGAGGAAGGCAGAGGAGGAGCGACGCAAACAGAUCACAGAAGCUUUCAUGACUGAAUCUUUUGAGGCCUUGGUGGCAAAGAUUCAGGCAAAGCAACCAGAUACUCUUCAGAAUAAACUCACCGAGAUCUUCAACCGGCUUCCUCCCUCCUGUCCACCAGCGCAGACAACCACAGCCAUGUCUUGUGAUACUGCUGCUGGACUCACCUCAACAACUUCUAACUAUCAGUUGCCAUAUCCUGAUAUAUAUAUUUACUAAUCCUUCAUGUCUUUCUUGAAGCUGUAUUGCUUUUGAGAAAAUUAUUUGUACAAAUUUUUGAAGGUUAACAAUUGUGAUAGUCUUAAAUAUUGAAUUUUCAAAGAUCGAUAAUAGGGUAGUCUUAAGUGUAUGUUAUUAAUGAUAACCAUUUGUUCGUAAUUAUGAGCAGCUAUGUUAAGAAUUUUGUUGCUCAGUUGUAUAUUGAAUUUCUGUGCUAAUAUUGUAUACAAGACACUGUUGUAAGGCUGUCAGUGUGUGCAUUUACAUAGUAAACUAUAAAAGAUAGACUUGAAUUUCCACUGGUGCAUGUAGUAUUAUUCUGCUGACAGAAAACAUUCAGAGCAGUCAUGCAUUUUUUUAAUAUUACAUACAAUUUUUUUUAUAGAAAAAUAUAUACUGUACUUUAUCACAAAAUGUAAACUGAAUAAUAAGUCACAAUGUUAUGAACUGAACAUUUCCUAACAAAUCCACAAAUUUGAAAUGAAAGCUGAGAGGCCUUUCAGUCCACCUUGAACCAUCAUCAGGUUGCAAAUAUGUUAGAAAAGAUAAAAAGCCAGAUAUGGAUGAACCCAUUCUCAUACCAUUAGUAAUAUGUGUGUGGAUUUGAAUGUUUCUUUGUACUAUAUUUAAUUGCUGAAUGUGUUUUUAUAGAUUUAUGUUGCCUAUUCUAAUCUAAAUUAAAGUAUAGUAAGCAGUACAAUAUUUGUAGGUUUACAAGAGGCACUAGAAAUUGACAGUUUGAGAAUUGUAUAAGAAGUUUAAAAUUCCCAUUUUCCACAUAUACCUCAAUCUUUUCUCUAAUUCUGUGCAUUUCUAGAGUACUGAUACAGGGUCUUCAGUCUAUCCUCGUAGGAAGAUUAAUACGGUAUAGUAAAUGAGAAUGGGUUGGACAACUAGCGUCAGGUCAAGUCACGUGUGUUCUGAAGAGCUUUCAAGUUUGUGGGUUUUAGAAGCUCUCUAAAAGCUUGAAUGUGCAUUCAUUCAUUAAGUAACCAAAGUUAUUUCUUGUAUUAUGCAAGUGUUCAUUUCCAUUGUGUAUUUUUUUUUUUUUUUUUACACGUCGGCCAUUUCUCACCGAGACAGGUGACACAAAAAGAAAGAAAAACCCAAAAAGAAAGAAAAAACUUUCAUCAUCAUUCAACAUUUUCACCAUCACUCAUACAUAAUCACUGUCUUUGCAGAUGAGCUCAGAUACGACAGUUUAGAUGUUCCUCCAAACUGCCAAUAUUCUAAACCCCUCCUUUACAGUGCAGGCAUUGUACUUCCCAUUUCCAGGACUCAAGUCCUGUUAACUGCUUUUCCUGAAUCCCUACACUAAAUAUUACCCUUCUUACACUCCAACAGCUCGUCAGGUCCCAAAAACCAUUCGCCUCCAUUCACUCCUAUCUAACACACACACGCACGAUUGCUGGAAGUCCAAGCCCCUCCCCCACAAAACCUUUACCCUCUCCCUCUGACCUUUACAGGGACAAUCCCUACCCCGCCAUCCUUCCCCAGCAGAUUUAUACACUCUCCAAGUCAUUCUACUUUGUUCCAUUCUCUGUAAAUGAUCAAACCACCUCAACAGCUCCUCUUUUAGUAACUCCACACCACCACCUAAUUUCCACACUACGAAUUCUCUGCAUAAUAUUUACACUGCACAUUGCCCUUAGACACAACAUCUCCACUGCCUCCAGCCGCCUCCUUGCUGCAGCAUUUACAACCCAUGCUUCACACCCAUAUAAGAGUGUUGGUACUAUACUCUUGUACAUUCCCUUCUUUGCCUCCAUGGCUAACGUUCUUUGUCUCCAUAGAUACUUCAAAGCACCACUUGCCUUUUUUCCUUCAUCAAUUCUGUGGUUUACCUCAUCCUUCAUAAACCCACCUGCUGACAAGUCAACUCCCAAAUAUCUGAAAACAUUCACUUCUUCCAUACUCCCUCCCUCCAAUGUGAUAUCUAAUUUUUCUUUAUCUAAAUCAUUUGAUAUCUGCAUCAUCUUACUCUUAUCUAUAUUUACUUUCAACUUUCUACCUUUACACACCCUCCCAAACUCGUCCACUAACCUUUGCAACUUUUCUCAAGAGUCCUCCAGAAGCACAGUAUCAUCAGCAAAAAGUAACUGUGUCAACUCCCAUUUUGUAUUUGAUUCCUCAUAAUUUAAUUCCACCCCUGUCCCCAACAACCUAGCAUUUACUUCUUUUACAACCCCAUCCAUAAAUAUGUUCAGCAACCAUUGUGACAUUACACAUCCCUGUCUAAGACCUACUUUUACUGAGAAGUAAUUACCUUCUCUCCUACACACCCUAACCUGAGCCUCACUAUCCUCAUAAAAACUUUACAGCAUUUAGUAACUUGCUACCUAUUCUAUACAUUUGCAACAUCUGCCACAUUGCUCCCCUAUCCACUCUAUCAUAUGCCUUUUCUAAAUCCGUAAAUGCAAUAAAAACUUCCCUACCUUUAUCUAAAUACUGUUUACAUAUAUGAUUCGAUGUAAACACCUGAUCUACACAUCACUUACCCAUUUUAAUGUCUCCUUGCUCAUUUGCAGUCCUGCUCUCUGUCUUACCCCUAGUUCUUUCAAUAAUAACCCUACCAUACACUUUACCUGGUAUACUAAGUAAACUACUACUAUCAACACACCGGCCGUAUCCCACCUAGGCAUGGUGACCCCCCCCAAAAAAAAAAAUACUCUUUAUUCUGUAAACUUAUUCCCCUAUAAUUUUUAGUCUCUCUUGUCCCCCUUCCCUUUAUAUAAAGGAAUUAUACGUGCUCUCUGCCAAUCCCUAGGUACCUUCCCCUCUUUCAUACAUUUAUUAAAAAAUACCAACCGCUCCAACAGUAUAUCUCUCUCCCUGCUUUUAACAUUUCUGUCAUGAUCCCAUCAGUUCCAGCUGCUUUAUUCACUUUCAUUCUAUGCAAUGCCUCAUGCACCUCCCCCACACUCACAUCCUGCUCUUCUUCACUCCUAAAAGAUGUGUAUUUUGGAUAUAUUUCUGAAGCUGUUGGAAGAUACAUUCCUCAUGGUAAAAUUUUUGACUCAUGAAUGAGGGAAUUUAUUAUUGGUAAUAUUUCUGAUGUGACUGGAAGAAAUGUUCUUCAGUGGUGAUAGAAGUUUUGACUUAUGAAUGAGUAAUUAUAUAUGCUUAUUGAGGCUAGAGGUAUACAACACAUGGCUUCUGUGUCUCGGUAUAAAUAUCUUUUAAAGAAAUUGUAUUUGGCAUUGUAUAAAAUAAAAUUUAAUAUUGCCAAAAAUUAAAAGAUUUCUUCCAGAUGGUGUUUGUAUAAAAAUAAAUAAUUUCUGUAGUAGUAGUAGUAGUAUCACCACUCACAUGGAACUGUUAAUACAUUCAACAUUCACCUAAAUUUUGAAAAAAAGCAAGAAGAAAAAUUUACAAUUACAAUUUUUCAAAAUAUCUAAUUUGAAAUUUUUUAAAUAAGAUGGACUCUUUCUAAAAGCUUGAUUUACAAAAUGAAUCAAAUUCUAAAUUUUUCACUUACUAUUUUGUAUGAAGGAACAUUCCAAAUUUCAAUUUGAUCUCUAAAAUUCAAGAUUUUCUGUAAAAUAGUAACCUCAUAUUUUAAAAUCCUGGCUUUAACAGUGCAGUCAGUAUUUUCAUGGUGAAGGAACUUUAUCAUGGCUUAAUCCAGGUAUAUGAUAUAUAUUUGUUAUGGCUGCAGUUUCUAUAUGUGGUGGUAUAUCUUUUCAAGGUAGGUUAAAGGGAUUUGAUCCAAGAAAUUGGUACUAAUGCUCCAUUCUUAUUCCCAGGUGUUGUAUAAUUCCUACAGGUUUGGUGCUUUCUUUUGAAUGUAUUAAUUUUUUUUAACUGGUCAUUUCCCACCAAGGCAAGGUGACCCCCCCCCCCAAAAAAAAAAAAAAAAAAAUAAAAGAAACACUUUCAUGAUGGUGAAAGUUUUUCUUUUUCGGGCCACCCUGUCUUGGUGGGAAUCAGCCAGUGUGAUAAUAAUAAUAAUAAAAAACUUUCAUCAUCACUCACUCCAUCACUGUCUUGCCGGAGGUUUGCCGAUACUGCAGUUCAAAAACUGCAAUGUAUCUCCACCCCUCCUUCAGAAUACAGUCAUACCCUGCCCUUUGUCAUUAAUUAGUUCCAAGAGCUGUGAUGUAACCUAGUUUUUGAUGUAAACUGGACAUAAUGCCUUAAAAUGAUGACAAACACUGUAAAACUAGCAUAAAUAACUCGUGAAAGAAUAUAACUACUAUUGCUAAACCUUAAAAAACACUAAAAGCAUAUUUUAGUCAUUUUUUUUUUUAAGAGUAAUGAAAAUAAUGGAGGUAUAAUAUCUUGGCCUAGGCCCACUCCUUAGGCCUCUGAGGCAAUCUAUCAUUUUUCCUUAAGAACUUCUUAACUGAAAGACAUUUCCGUGUUCGUGUUAAUAAUGUGCUUUCCCUGGACUUUGUCCAAGCUGAAGGUGUCCCUCAGGGAUGUGUUCUGAGCACAACACUUUUUCUCCUUGCUAUAAAUGAUCUGGCCUUUGUUCUUCCAUCCAGUAUUUUGUCAUCGCUCUGUGUUGAUGUCUUCACUAUAGCUUGUGAAGGCACUGACUGUCACCUCAUUGCAGUUUCUCUCCAGCAUGCAGUCAACCAUCUUUCCAGUUGGGCCACCACUCAUGGGUUUCAAUUUUCUAGCUCUAAAACUCACCAAAUUACUUUCACUAGGCUCUCUGUCAUCUCUGAUCAUCCAUUGUAUCUAUAUGGCUUGUGUAUCCCAGAAUGUGAUAUGGUCAGGUUUCUUGGCCUUCUGUUUGACCAUAGGUUGUCCUGGGAACCUCACAUUACCUCUCUGAAGGCAAUUUGCGAUAGCCGGCUGAACCUCUUAACACCCUCGCUCAUCUUUCAUGGGGGGCUGAUCGUAGAACUCUCCUUCGACUACAUUUAGCCAUAAUUUUAUUGAAAAUCGAUUAUGGCGACCAGAUAGAUUCAGUGGCCUCUCCUGCAACUCUCUCUAGGUUUAAUCCCAUCCAUCACCAAGGAUUACAUUUAUGCCUCGGUGCUUUUCACUCUUUGCCAGUUGAGAGCCUCUUUGUAGAGGUGAAUAUUCCAUCCUUGUCCGAUCGCCAUGAUGCUCAUUGCUUUCACUAUUAUGUUUGAUUUCAUGACCUCCGCAAUCCUUCCAUACACAGGAUAGUCACUGGUGUUAGUAGACGUUCUUUAUUCGUUCAUUGCCCCUGUUUACUCCAUUCCUUUUCUCUUUGCGUACAUUCACUUUUGUCUUCUCUUCAGUUACCACCUUUGUGUUCAUGUAGCAUCUCACUUUUUCCUACCCCCUUGAGAAGUUCUGACGGUUCGUGUCUGUUCUUUCCCACUACCAUGUGCGAAACCCCACCUGCCUACGGUGGCUUCUUGCUCUCUUUUUCUUAACCACUUCUGAUCUCAUUCUCAUGCCAUCGCAGUGUACACCAAUGGUUCCAAGUCUUCUGAUGGCAUCAGAUUCGCAGAGGUGUUUCUGGACAGUGUUGCGCGAGGGCAUCUAUUAUCCCCGGCUAGUAUUUUUACGGCUGAAUUUUAUGCCAUUCUCAUAGCACUUAUCUGUCUUGCAUCUAUGCCUGUGUCACAAUUUGUGGUAGUUUCAGACUCCCUUAGUGCUUUACAGGUUAUACAAAAAUUUGAUACACCUCAUUCCCUGGUCCUUCAUAUCCAGCUUUGGUUAUGCCGUGUCUCUAGCAAGCACACAUAUUUUUUUGUUGGGUCCCCGGUCAUGUUGACAUACAGGUCAAUGAUCAGGCAGACACCACUGCGCGGUCAGCAGUACAUGACCUCCCAGUUUCAUAUAGAGGUGUUCCAUUCACAGACUAUUUUGCUGUAAUUGCUACCCACCUUCGCACCCGUUGGCAACAACGUUGGUCUGAUAUGCUCUAUAAUAAACUACAUUCUAUUAAACCGAGUAUAGGUUUCUGGUCGUCUUCGUAUCAUCAAUGUCAAGGUUGGGAGACUACUCUCUUCUGUCUUCGCAUUGGCCACACUCGUUUUACUCAUGGGUAUCUCAUGGAGAGGCACCCUGUUCCACUCUGUGAGAAUUGUCAGGUUCCAGUUUCUGUUAGCCACAUUCUGUUGGACUGCCCACUCUAUCAACGAGCACUAUCCACUGCCUCACUGCACUCCAUGACCUAAUAAUCAUCCCUCUCCCUCUUGCUACCCAUUACCCCUGCAUCCUUCCCAGCCUGGUGGUGUUGUAUGACCCUUGUAGGUUUAGCGCUUCUUUUUGAUUAUAAUAAUAAUGAAAACUAAAAAAUUAUGAUGUAGGUGAUGUUGCUGCCUGACUUAAAGUUGGACAUAAUGACACUUGCUGAACUGAAAUUUUCUCUAGAAAAGUGGCGUAAGGCAAAUUUGAUGUAGGUUAAAAUGACAUAAAGUGGGGGUAUGACUGUAAUAAUAAUUAUGAGAUAUAUUUUGAUGCAGUUAUCAGAUGAGCUCAGAAUUAGUUGCUUUUACUCCCGGUCAACACUGCCUAUAAAAUACAACUUUAUAUGAUCUCGUUUAAAAACACAAUGUAUUUAUUUGUUCAUUACAACCUAGAUUUUAAUGUGUUCAUGGGAAGCAAUAAACGCGUAGGGGUUGUACGAGACCCGAGAAGUGGAGGCGACUGUAAUUGGGGUUGAUUAAAACAAAGGAAACAUAACUCAGAUCUUUGCGUAAACGCAUUCUUGAAGUUUUUUGUAUAAUACUUUCAAAGUAUUUUUGCAUUGCUAGUGCAAAACUAUUUGACCACUUAAGUAUAAAAUUUGAUAUUUAUUUGUAUGGGUUAUUACCUCCAUUUUGAACUACAGUGACCAGGUCAAUAGUAUAUUCCGUGAUAAAUCUUACUAUAUAUAUAGUGGACCCCCGCAUAACGAUCACCUCCAAAUGCGACCAAUUAUGUAAGUGUAUUUAUGUAAGUGCGUUUGUACGUGUAUGUUUGGGGGUCUGAAAUGGAUUAAUCUACUUCACAAUAUUCCUUAUGGGAACAAAUUUGGUCAGUACUGGCACCUGAACAUACUUUGGAGUGAAAAAAUAUCGUUAACCGGGGGUCCACUGUAUUCAAGGUUAGAUAGAAAGAAUUAUUGUCUCAAAUAUUUUAUGGAUUGUAAUUAGUUACAGAAAUUAGAAGACAGACCUGUUGAUUAAUAUAAAAUUUUUUAUACAUGUUAGUAGAUGUUCUAUAGGCAAACAUCUUGACUGGUAUUAUAUGGUUUCUGUUUGUGAUACAUAGGAUAACAUGUUAGUUGUGAUUUACCAUGAAUUUAAGAGGAGAUACAGGGUUACUUGAGGUUAGUCAAAAAAGUCAGUUUUCUUCUUUCUUUCAACAAACCGGCUGUAUCCCACCGAGGCGGGGUGGCCCAAAAGGAAAAACGAAAGUUUCUCCUUUUACAUUUAGUAAUAUAUACAGGAGAAGGGGUUACUAGCCCCUUGCUCCCGAAAAGUCAGUUUUAUCCUUAUAGAUUCAUAGCAUGUUACUAGACCUUGUUGAACCACCAUAGUAUCCCUAUAAAGGUCACCAUCAGAUAUUAUGCAUUUCCUAACUGUGUAUAUCCAGUUAUCAGUUUUAAGCAAAUUUCCUAUGCCCACACUUGGUGGAGAUAGGUACUACCUACCUGGAGUCUACCUGGAGGGUGUUUCAAGUGUCAGUGUCCCUACGGCCCAAUCCUUGAGCAGGCCACCCGGUGGAUCAGGGCUUGAUCAACCAGGCUGUUACUGCUGCCCAAACGUAGUCCACAGCCUGGCUGAUUGGGUACUGACUAUUGUACAACUGUAAGUCAUUGCCUUCCUAUAUAAUGUUAAGAAGUUCAGUGUUUUAACAUCUUUAGUGGUCAUAAGAUCAGUAUCAUGUAGAAACAGAUCUCAUUCAUUUUCAUGUUUUAACUUUCCAGGUACCAUUGUACAACUAAGUAAAUGCCUUCUUAUAAAAUGUUAAGAAGUUCACUGUUGUAAAAACAUCUCUUGUGGUUGUAAGAACAGUCAUUAAAGACAUACCACAAUAA